ACAAAAUCAAAUUCUUUUUCAUGUCAUCUCAAUCGGUCGUGAUGAAGAAGAAAACCUGGGGUGGGUUUGCUAUUGUUGCUAUUAUGGCUAUCAUAAUGGCAAGUAUGCUUGCUCUUAUUGAGGGUAGAAAGGAAGUUAUAGGACACACUGGUAAAGGUCAAGUUAAAUUUGAUGGACCUGUUGUCGGUAUCGAUCUUGGUACUACAUACAGUGUUGUUGCCAUCUAUAAGAAUGGUGCUGUUGAAGUUAUUCCAAACGAUCAAGGUAACAGAAUUACUCCUAGUGUUGUUUCAUUUGAUUUGUCAAAUAAUAAUCAAAAACUUGUUGGUGACUCUGCCAAGAACAAUGCCGUCUCUAAUCCAAAGAAUACUUUCUACGAUGUCAAGAGAUUGAUUGGUCGUAGAUAUAAUGAAGUUUUGAAUAAGGAUGCCAAGCUCUUGUCAUAUGAUUUGGUUAACAAGGAAGGUCGUGUUUAUAUCAAUGUUCAAAAUAAGACCACUUCUCCAGAAGAAUUGAGUGCUCAAGUUUUGGUCAAGAUGAAGCAAAUUGCUGAAAAGUAUUUGGGUGAACCUGUUAAACAUGCUGUCAUUACUGUUCCUGCUUAUUUCAACGAUCAACAACGUCAAUCUACAAAGGAUGCUGGUCGUAUUGCUGGUCUUAACGUUAUUCGUAUUGUCAACGAACCAACUGCUGCUGCCAUGGCCUAUGGUUUGUACAAGAAGGAUAAGGAAGAAAAUAUCUUGGUUUUCGAUUUGGGUGGUGGUACUUUUGAUGUUUCUUUGUUGACUAUUGACCGUGGUGUUUUUGAAGUUAUUGCUACUAAUGGUGAUACUCACUUGGGUGGUGAAGAUUUCGAUGCUAGAACUAUUGAUUUGUUGAUUUCUCUCUUCACUAAGAAGCAUCCAGAAAUCAAGGCUGACAGAUUGUACAAGGAUUUGAGAGCUUAUCAAAGAUUGAAGCGUUCUGCUGAAGAUGCUAAGAGAUCUCUUUCAGCUGACACUAGUGUUAAGGUUGAAAUUGAUAAUUUGAUUGAUGGUAUUGACUUGUCUCUCACUUUGUCUAGAACUCAAUUCGAAAAUGCCAACAAGGACUUGUUCAAGAAGACUUUGCUCCCUGUCCAACGUGUAUUGAAGGAUGCUAAUUUGGAAAAGAGUGAUAUUGAUGAAGUUGUUUUGGUUGGUGGUUCUACUAGAAUUCCAUUCAUUAGACAACAAUUGUCUGAAUUCUUCGAUGGUAAGGAACUCCAUGUUGAUGUCAACCCUGAUGAAGCUAUUGCCUAUGGUGCUGCUGUUCAAGCUGCUGUUUUGGCUGGUACUAUGGAUGAUAAGGAUAUUAUCUUGAUUGACGUUACUCCAUUGAGUUUGGGUAUUGAAACUGUUGGUGGUGUUAUGGCUACUAUUAUUCCAAGAAAUACUCCAAUUCCAACUGAAAAGUCUGAUAUUUUCACUACUACUGGUGAUUACCAAACCAAAUUGGCUAUUCCAAUUUAUGAAGGUGAAAGACGUAUUACUAAGUUCAACAGAUUGCUCGGUGAAUUGCAAUUGACUGAAAUUCCACCAGCUCCAAAGGGUGUUCCACAAAUUAAGGUUGUCUUCCAAUUGGAUCAAAAUGGUAUUCUUAAGGUUAUUGCUGAAGAUCAAGCCACUAAGAAUAGAAAGGAAAUUGAAAUUAAGAAGGGUAGCUUGUCUGAUGAAGAAAUUGAAAAGAUGACCAAUGAUGCUGAAUCCAAUGAACAAGAUGAUCGUGACUUCAUGGAAAAGAUUGAAGCUAGAAAUAAGCUUGAAAGCUACAUUGCUACUUUGAAGCAACAAUUGGGUACUAAGAAUAUUGUCAAUCGUUUGAAGUCUCAAGAUAAGAAUGCCAUUUUGGAUAAGCUUCGUUUGGUUCUCCGUUGGAUGAAGGCCAAUGAAGAUAAGCCAACUGUUAAGAAGGAACACUUCAUUGCUCAAUACAAGAAAUUGAGAAGCACUGCUGGUCCAAUUUUGGCCAAGCUUUAUGGUGGUGCUGACAGUUUGACUGAUGAAGAAAUUUUGGGUGACGAUUUCGAGGAUGAUUUCGGUGAAGAUUCUACUUUGGCUGAAGAUGAAUUUGGUUUGAAGAAUGAAGACGAUGAUAAGCCAAUUAGUGAUUCUCCAAAGGACGAAUUGUAAAUUAACAUUUCUAGAGCAAAAAAAAAUUUAAAUUAAACUUAUUUAUUAUUGAAAA
Naegleria gruberi is the source of this 2205-nucleotide messenger RNA. RefSeq names its product heat shock protein 70. Gene Ontology annotation, biological process: protein refolding; cellular response to unfolded protein; endoplasmic reticulum unfolded protein response. The transcript is spliced from 3 exons. Bases 21 to 2150 code for a protein of 709 amino acids. Lineage: Eukaryota; Heterolobosea; Eutetramitea; Acrasida; Naegleriidae. Gene Ontology annotation, cellular component: cytoplasm; membrane; nucleus. Gene Ontology annotation, molecular function: misfolded protein binding; heat shock protein binding; ATP-dependent protein folding chaperone. The record is from RefSeq and is a predicted model, not a curated record.